Messenger RNA from Mesorhabditis belari, 282 nucleotides. The record is from the annotation of a GenBank genome assembly. NCBI's taxonomy places the organism in Eukaryota, Metazoa, Nematoda, Chromadorea, Rhabditida, Rhabditidae.
AUGUCAUUGCCAUCGGCAGCUCGAGGGGUGAGCAAUGUAAUCACAAGAUGUGAGGCGGCAAAGGAAACCGAAUUUCUUGAUUUAUCACAUUGCGGAAUUAUGUACAUUGCGGAUGCAAUUUAUUUGGUGUUGAAAGGGUACGAAGUUACGAAAGUGAGUUAUCAUCUUUUCCCGAUGCUCUACUCACUUGGUCUGAUCUUGCAAUCAUCGACUUAUCCUCUAAUCUCAUUGAGGAGUUGGACGUUGAACGAUUUUUUGGUGCUUUUCCGCGGCUUGUCGCCG